Gastrolobium bilobum is the source of this 2946-nucleotide messenger RNA. RefSeq names its product phosphatidylinositol 4-phosphate 5-kinase 9-like. Bases 251 to 2719 code for a protein of 822 amino acids. Gene Ontology annotation, molecular function: ATP binding; 1-phosphatidylinositol-4-phosphate 5-kinase activity. NCBI's taxonomy places the organism in Eukaryota, Viridiplantae, Streptophyta, Magnoliopsida, Fabales, Fabaceae. Gene Ontology annotation, biological process: phosphatidylinositol metabolic process. The transcript has 9 exons. The record is from RefSeq and is a predicted model, not a curated record.
AUGAUAUAUCUGUAAUAAGCUUAUAAUUCUUAAUAAUCUUCCUUUUGAACGGAGGUCAUCUCCUCCUCCGUUCUCCGGCAACCACACUUUCUCAUCACUGUUUCUGAUUCUCUGUCUCAGGAUAAAGAGUUUCAAGGGUGAAUCUCUUGGUAAGAAUGAAUCCCUAUAUGCAAACCUUCUUCUCUUGUAGCUGUUGAGAAUUCGGGAUACUUAAACUUCUUUAAGCAAUUCUUCCUUUUGGUAAUUAUGCAUGUCUGGCCCUGUGGCCACAGUUGAUUAUUUGGUUGGAGGAGCACUUUCUUGUGCAGAGAGAACAAAAUCUCUUGAUGUCAUUUAUGGAUCAGACCAUCUAUCUAUAUUGACAAAUGGUGGAGCUGUUCAUUCCUCGGAAAUUGAUGGCUUUAGUGUUGGAGAAAUCUUGCUUUCUAAUGGAGAAUCAUAUUCUGGGACCCUAUUUGGAAAUAUUCCGGAGGGCCAGGGAACGUACGUCUGGUCUGAUAGUUGCAUGUAUGAGGGUGAGUGGAGAAGGGGGAUGAGAAAUGGGAAUGGAAAAAUAAGAUGGCCUUCUGGAGCGGUGUAUGAGGGGGAAUUCUCUGGUGGCUAUAUCCAUGGUACAGGAACAUAUAUUGGUUCUGAUAAUUUGACCUAUAAAGGUAGGUGGCGAUUGAAUCUUAAACAUGGUUUGGGUUAUCAGGUUUAUCCUAAUGGAGAUAUCUUUGAAGGCUCUUGGAUGCAAGGAACACCAGAGGGGCCUGGAAAGUAUACUUGGGCCAAUGGAAAUGGAUAUUUAGGGAAUAUGAAAGGUGGGAAAAUGUCAGGAAAAGGAACUCUCACCUGGAUAAAUGGAGACUCAUAUGAGGGAAGCUGGUUAAAUGGCAUGAUACAUGGGUUUGGAGCUUAUACAUGGAGUGAUGGAGGCUGCUAUGUUGGGACUUGGACAUGCGGUCUAAAAGAUGGCAAAGGAACCUUUUAUCCAAAAGGCAGCCAUCUUCCAUCUGUACAAGAAAUCUACCUCAAUGCCAUGAGAAAAAGAGGGUUAUUGCCAGAUUUGAGAAAGCAGAACCAGGUGAGAGAUGUCAAGGUUGGUGCAAACCAGAGAGUAAGUCGUGUUUCAUCUGAUAAACUUGCAAAUGAGAACCUGUUAAAUCUGGAACAGUCUAGUAGAAGAAAUGUUUCUCUUGAAAGGCGUUGGAGUCUUGAGGUAUCUAUUGAGAAAGUGAUCGGGCAUGAUUCAACAUUGGGUUUAACAGAAUCUGUACCUGGAAGCAGAGAUAAAGAGAUUAAUCCAAAGAUCCCAAUUUUGGAACGAGAGUACAUGCAAGGUGUAUUAAUAAGUGAGCUAGUGUUAAAUAAUGACAUGUUUUCAUCAAUGUCUAGAAGGGCAAGACGACUUCAAAAAAAGCUUGUUAAAGAGAUUAAAAGACCUGGUGAAGUAAUCAUUAAAGGUCACAGGAGUUAUGAUCUGAUGCUCAGUUUGCAGCUUGGAAUAAGGUAUACUGUGGGCAAGAUUACGCCCAUACAGAGGCGAGAAGUUCGGGCAUCAGAUUUUGGUUCCAAAGCAAGCUUUUGGAUGAAUUUUCCUAAAGAAGGUUCUCAAUUGACACCUCCUCAUCAAUCAGAGGAUUUUAAAUGGAAAGAUUACUGCCCAAUGUUGUUCAGAAAUUUAAGAGAGCUGUUCAAGAUUGAUGCUGCUGAUUACAUGAUUUCCAUUUGUGGAAACGAUGCUCUGCGAGAACUAUCUUCUCCAGGGAAAAGUGGUUGUGUCUUUUUCCUGUCUCAGGACGAUCGUUUCAUGAUCAAGACACUGCGAAGAUCUGAAGUCAAGGUGCUUCUAAGAAUGCUUCCAGACUAUCAUCAUCAUGUAAAGUCAUAUGAAAAUACACUCAUCACAAAAUUUUUUGGCCUGCACAGGAUUAAACCUUCAAGUGGUCAAAAGUUUCGCUUUGUUGUAAUGGGAAAUAUGUUCUGCACAGAAUUAAGGAUCCAUCGGAGAUUUGAUUUAAAAGGUUCAUCCCUUGGACGGUCAUCAGACAAGAUAGAAAUUGAUGAGAAUACCACGCUUAAAGAUUUGGAUCUGAACUACUGCUUCUACUUGGAACCGUCUUGGCGUGAGUCCUUAUUAAAGCAGAUCCAAAUAGACAGCAAGUUUUUGGAAGCACAGCACAUUAUGGAUUACAGCCUUCUUCUAGGUGUCCAUUAUCGAGCUCCCCGGCAAUCGCAUCCUCUCUUGUCAUACAACCAAAGUGUGGAUGGGUUAGCAAUGCUUGCAGAGGAAGACCCUCUGGAGGAUGAAGUAUCCAACUAUCCACAAGGCCUUGUUCUGGUUCCUCGAGGAGCAGAUGACAAUAGUGUUGUUGUGGGUCCACACAUGAGGGGUAGCCGGUUGCGAGCUUCUUCUGCUGGUGAUGAGGAGGUGGAUCUACUUCUACCUGGUACAGCAAGACUCCAAAUCCAGCUAGGUGUGAACAUGCCAUCAAGGGCAGAGCAGAUUCCAGGAAAACAAGAAAAGCAAGUGUUCCAUGAGGUGUACGAUGUCGUACUGUACCUGGGUAUCAUUGACAUAUUGCAAGACUACAACAUGACCAAGAAGAUCGAACAUGCUUAUAAAUCUCGUCAGUUUGAUUCGUUGUCUAUCUCAGCUGUGGACCCUGGGUUCUAUUCUCAUCGCUUCCUGGAAUUUAUUCAGAAAGUGUUUCCACCAAAUGCAAUGGCAGGUUAAAGUUAUAGGAUUAAAUUUAGCCUGUUAGUUUGUUCAGAAAGGGUGAACAUUGCCACCUUUUAUGCUUGCUCCAGAAGUUCUAUUUAGUAGGUGGCCACAUGGGCACCUUGGUAAUAGUAGGAAUCAAGUGUCAUCUGGUAUUGUAAAUAAUCUUAGAUAAAUUACACAAAUAUAUGCUUUGAAUUUAUAAUCAUUAGGUGGAUGAUAUGGGUUUAUUAUCUCUUAUU